AUGUACUUGCUUAGAGAAACGAAUGAAAAUAGUGAUGAUUCAUCAGAAUUAUCAGACAAACAAGAAUCGAUUUUUGACGCGAUUGUUCGUCGAAAACAAAUCACCUCUUUCACUGGAGCUGGAAGCGAUUAUUGCUAUAAGAUAUUUUUUAUAAAACAUGAUGAUAGAUUAGAAACAAUAUCAAGAGCUGUUCAUAAUCCACUUGGUAAUCUCUUGGUGUGA
This is a messenger RNA of Entrophospora candida, 222 nucleotides long. The record is from the annotation of a GenBank genome assembly. Lineage: Eukaryota; Fungi; Glomeromycota; Glomeromycetes; Entrophosporales; Entrophosporaceae.